Messenger RNA from Stomoxys calcitrans (stable fly), 3070 nucleotides. RefSeq names its product choline/ethanolamine kinase. The record is from RefSeq and is a predicted model, not a curated record. Gene Ontology annotation, biological process: phosphatidylethanolamine biosynthetic process; CDP-choline pathway. Gene Ontology annotation, molecular function: ethanolamine kinase activity; choline kinase activity. Gene Ontology annotation, cellular component: cytoplasm. The coding region runs from base 757 to 2259 and encodes 500 amino acids. Lineage: Eukaryota; Metazoa; Arthropoda; Insecta; Diptera; Muscidae. The transcript has 8 exons.
GCUGGCCCGGCUAAGCAUUGUUAAUAUCAAUUUAGACUCGAAAUUGAAUGCAAGUGCACGACGGACGCCGGCAGUCUUCGUUUACGUUCAAUCGUGUUUCUGAUCAGACCGUUCAUUUAUAAAAUCCGCAAAUAAAAAAACAUUAAAAGAAACAACAAUUUUAACAAAAAUUUCAUUGCCAUAGGGGAAAAAAUAUUUUUGCAUGUUUGUGUCAACGUGUGUUCAAGUGAUAAGCAAAAAAAAUUAAAAUAAACCACAUUGUUUGAAAGCAGUGGUGAUACGUGGAAGUAAAUCGUUGUCCAGCAACACACCCCCUCGUGCAUGUGACUAACGCGGAGCGAAAAAAAUAGAAAUUGUGUUGGGAAAAAACAUUGAGUCUCAUUAAAUAAUUAUAAAAUAAUUAAUAAUAUACUAAAUAUAAAUUCCAUUAACGGAAUCAUUACCUGCUGAACUUAGUGGGACGGUGUAUUCGAUUGCUAGUCGCGGUAGCCAAGAGUGCAACAACAACAAUUAAAAGAAUUUAAUUAAAACGUCAUAGAGCACCGCACAAAAAUCAUCCCUGAUUACUUAAAACAAAAUAGAAAACACACACACACACACAGUGUACUACACAUUUUUUUACACCACCAGUAGAAACGCAACAAAAACACUGACAGACACCACCAUUCAAUUUGUACAAGACUAACAAUAACAAAAGAAAAACCUUUCAAAAACAAAGCAACAACAGAGAAACAUCUUAAAACACAAACAACACAUAUGGCUUCCUUAAGGACGGUUCGCCAAUUGUUUGGAGCGCAAGCCUCUUUCGAGGAGAUACGUCAUGCCGCUGGUCGCAUAUGCCGUGAUUAUCUAAAUGGCCAAUGGAAGGAAGUGCCCUCGGAUCAACUGAUUGUCAAACGCAUAAGCGGUGGACUUUCCAAUCUUUUGUAUUAUGUAAGUUUGCCCCCAGAUUCCAAUGGCAGUGAUGGAGAAGUCAAUGAUUCGGUGGUUGAAGCUGAACUAAAUAAGGCAACUACAACAACAACGACUUCUUCGUCGUCAUCAUCGUUGACAUCGUCAUUGCCUGCAGAUAAUGACGAAAAUAGAAACGAACCAGAUUUCAGUGACCUGCUUACCGCGGGCGAUUGUAAUGGCAACAAACGUAAACGUUAUGAUAGUUCAUCGUCCACACUGGCUUCGGCAUUGAGGCACAAGGAACCCAAAGAGGUUCUCUUACGCAUUUAUGGUCAAUCUCAUGGUGAGGAUGCUUUAGAGCAAAUGAUCACCGAAUCUGUGGUAUUUGCCCUAUUAAGUGAGAGACAUUUUGGUCCUCGUUUGUAUGGCAUAUUUCCUGGGGGUCGCAUAGAGCAGUAUAUACCCGCCCGGGCUUUACAAACCGCCGAAUUGGCCAUUCCUGAAAUAUCCCUGAGAGUUGCUGAGAAAAUGGCCGAGAUCCAUAGCCUCAAUAUACCCAUGUCCAAGGAACCCGAUUGGAUAUGGAAUUGCAUGGAGCGUUGGCAACGCCACAUACCCGAAAUAUUAUCGCGCACCGAUUGGCAGGAACACGAGCUGGUCAGUGCUCAACAUAUGCGUGGCAUUAAUUUCGAAAAGGAGGCCCUUUGGAUGAAGCAGGUUAUACGCAAGGCUAAUUGCCCUGUGGUCUUUUGUCAUAAUGACUUGCAAGAGGGUAACAUUCUGAUUAAAAGCUCAAAUGAUAUAUCAGACUGUAAUGCUGAGGAUGCUGCCUUAGAGAACAUAUCAAUGAAUAGUGAUGAUGUCGUUGAUAAUAACACAUCCAACAAACCCCCAGCGGAUUUGGACACUUCAGCCGACUCGGCCAUAGACAACACCAUAAGUUCCACCGUACCCGAUUUAAGGAUAAUAGAUUUCGAAUAUUGUGCUUACAAUUAUCGUGGCUUUGAUUUGGCCAAUCACUUCCUGGAAUGGACCUUCAACUAUAGUCGACCAGAUUUUCCAUUUUAUUAUUAUCACAGUGAAAAUUUCCCAACCAAGGAGCAGCGACACUGUUUCAUAAGACGUUAUUUGAAGAAAAUCAAUGACUGUGAGGAGGAAUGGGAGCCCAGUCAGAAGGAAAUCGAUGAGGUUGAUGUAGAGGUGAAAAUAUUCCGCAUGAUGUCUCAUCUAUUCUGGACUUUAUGGUCACUGAUGAAUGUUACCUCCAAUAUAGAGUUUGCCUAUUGGCAUUAUGCCGUUACCCGCAUCAAUGAGUAUCUGGUGCUCAAACAAAACUUCAUUACCGACAACAUGAUGACUGUUUAGAAUUAUCAAAAACUAGAAGAAUGUACUUAAUAUAGCAUUGGUCAAUCUAAUUGUACUGAUCGAAUUGCGAUACAGGUUAUUUUUUACAUUAUUUUUAAAAAAUUUUCAUUUUAAAGAAAUACCUACUGCGAUUAUAUUGUUAGGCGCGCUAGUUUUUACACCGAAUAACAAAACGUUUGACCGCCGCCAGAGGGAGCAGAGAGAUACAGUAAAGCGUUUGUGUAUGUCGUAUGUUAUGUCUUAAGACUAGAGAAUUUCUGAAUAGAGCUGUGAUUGGUUUUCACUUAAAACACUUACGCCGACUUAUUCUUAAUUAUAACGUAAAUCUAUUUUUGUUACAUUUAUAGUUAGCUUAACGUAAUUAAUUAUUCUGUAUUUUUCUCUGAUUUAUACACAUAAUUCUAACGAUGGUAUUGUUUAUUUAUAUUAUUUUGAUUCUUUUUUUAUAAAUUUGUAUUUGUCUGCACUUAGAUUUAAGCACAUAUAUUUAUAUAAUGAUGACACAUGUGGUCAUAUCAUUCCCCCCUUCCAGUUUGUGUUACAUCCUUCUUGAUCAACGUAUACACUACACUACAACCCACAUACAUUUAUUUAAGUUUAAGACAAUUAGGCUAGAGAAAAUUAUAUCAAUGGGUGUGAUCUCCGAUGUUAGUGAGAAACCCAGUCAGACUUCCUUAAAAGCUAAUGAGUUGUUGAAUUGGAGGCAAGUUUCCUUUUAAAACACUUAUUGAGACAAAAUAGUAUAAAAAGCGUUUUUUUUUUAAAUUAAUAAAUAAAGCUGCAUUAGUCAAGAAAUGAUAGAAAAAAUAAA